Entelurus aequoreus (snake pipefish) is the source of this 1513-nucleotide messenger RNA. RefSeq names its product coxsackievirus and adenovirus receptor homolog. The record is from RefSeq and is a predicted model, not a curated record. The transcript has a single exon. Gene Ontology annotation, molecular function: cell adhesion molecule binding. NCBI's taxonomy places the organism in Eukaryota, Metazoa, Chordata, Actinopteri, Syngnathiformes, Syngnathidae. The coding region runs from base 91 to 990 and encodes 299 amino acids. Gene Ontology annotation, biological process: homotypic cell-cell adhesion. Gene Ontology annotation, cellular component: intercalated disc; bicellular tight junction; basolateral plasma membrane.
CUUGGACAACACCAACGUUUGCCGGUAAAGAACAGAAAACACAAAGUUAUUUCUUUUGUAUUUAACAGCAAGCUCCUGUACAACAGUCCAAUGAUGACGUCUGUGCUGUGGUAUUUGGUGUCAGUGCUGGCAUUUUGCACCACGGGCCUAGUUUGUGCUUUUGGGACCAGCGCCAACAAGACUUCCUAUUACGCACACAAAGGAUCGAGCGUCAUUCUUCACUGCAAGUACACACGUCCCUCUGGCUUCUUAAAGUGCCCGGCAGGUUCUUGGGAAUUUGUAUCUCCAAAAAAAGACAGGAAGGUUAUUUUCAAGAUGGAAUCCAGCCAGAUAAAAACGGACUAUAAUCCUUUGAAGGACAGGAUUAGCUUCCCUUCCCCCAACCCUUGUGAUGGAGAUGCUUCCAUAAGGAUCAAUGGCCUGCGUAUGUCAGACACGGGGAAGUACGUGUGCAACUUGGAAUUUAAGUCUCAACAUUUGUUGAAAACCAUGACCCUGACAGUCACGGAGGAGCUGAGCACACCGGUGUGUGCCGUGCAAGGAAAGCUUGUGGCAGGUAAUGUUGUGACGCUCCAAUGCACAUCCUCACAAGGCACCCCCCCGCUGAAGUACAGCUGGACAAAGACGAGUGGAAACCAGAUGUUACCUUCUAACACCAACGGGGACACCUCAGGAGGGACCUUGUUGGUCAACAGGCUCUCAGAGGACGACUGUGGAAGUUAUCGCUGCACGGUGGAAAGUCUGGAUGAUACCAAACACUGUGAGAUCCUACUUGAGUGUCCACACCCACCUUCGACCACAAGCGAUGCAACCAAACACAAGGAGGUCCCACCAAAGUGUCCACGGUCCCCAUUAGCGACGAGCGAUGGAAAUCAAGUUAUCAUAGCAGUGGCGGCGACUAUCGUUGUUCUUUUGCUGGCCAUUGUCUUGGUUCUCACAGUCAUUUGGGUCUUGCGCAAAAGAAAUCGUGGUGAGCUUGCUAUCAAUUAAAAAUGACUAUUUAGUGGCGUCCCCUCUUCCAAGUGGUCUUUCAGGGGACAAACUAUGUAAUGGAGAUUACAUUAUUGUGUACUAAUUAGUACAAUACAACUUUAAAAACAUUGUGUGUGCUGCGUUGAUAGUAUCAUAGCACAGCACACACAAAGAUCGUAACUGCUCAAUGCCUGAUUUUUUGUCUUUGUGUGGGGUCAAAAAUAUAUUUUAAAGAUUAAGAAAAUACAUGUGUACCACUCUUAAGGUAGACUCGGGGUGUCAAAAAGGACGGCCCACGAACAGGUUUUAUCCGGCCUGCGAGAUGAGUUUGCAAAGUAAAAAAAAUGAGCUAUAAUGUUUGAAUGAAAUAAACUGCUGUUCUUGUGCCUACUAUGUGUCGAAAUAGCAGUUAUUUGUACCUUUGAUUGCCCUGCCGUGAGCAUGCGGAUAACCUCAAAAGGGGGCGGAGCUAUGUGCAGUGUGUCAACACUUCCAUGUUUGGACACUUAUUACUUAUGCUACAUGAAAAUGAUGCUACAUA